Molecule: messenger RNA, 552 nt
Organism: Cimex lectularius (bed bug)
Lineage: Eukaryota; Metazoa; Arthropoda; Insecta; Hemiptera; Cimicidae
Exons: 2
Coding region: 147-473 (108 amino acids)
Source: RefSeq, a predicted model, not a curated record
UUUACUCUAAAAUCUCUGAUUCAGGUAAAAUCAUAUUGCGUCAAUGCUAAAUCUUUUUCUGUAAUUAUCGCGCUUACGUAGAGAAAGGAGCCUUCUUCUCUUCUCCCCGACGCGUGAUACUGAUAAAUCUAGGAUCACUUGACGUAAUGUUUUUGUAUUUAAACGAGAAAGGCGGAUCGAAGGCAUCAAUCACCUCCCUGCCUUCGUCUCCAAGUUCUGCCAACGCCCCAAAACUCGACUUAAGAUGUUGUUCGGCGAAAGCAGGCGUUACACUGUCGGCAGCAAAGCCUUGGAGACGGUUUACUGGCGUGCCACUCCUUCGGGCCAAGGGACGAAAUUCGUUAAAACGAAGAAGACAAUUAUGUACGACGUCGAUAUGGAAAAUAUGCCCUACACCUACUCCAGCCGGCCCUUCAGACAUCUGCAAACCAGGCACUUGGAGUGAAAUAUGUACAAAACCCACUGUUGAAUAGGGUUAUUGCCUAUUCUCAUUUUGUACAGAUGUAAAUACCCAUUUUUUUACUCACCUUUGAAUAAAAAUUUUGCUUUAUA